GUUUAUAAUGCUGUUUACUCAUCUGAUUGUUUUGUUUUGAAUUCGUUUGAAAACGAUGCUGAAUUUUAUUAAAUUGUGAAUUAAAAUAAAAAGUACACAGUUAAUCAUGGAAAAUACAACAGCAAAGAUAUCAUUUGGAUUUAAGAAGACGAAUGAAAAGCCAAAUUUUCUUAAAAAUAAAGUAGAAAGUGCUCAGGAAACGAAAAAAAUUGAAUUAAUUGAUUCUAUUGAAGGAACACAGCUUAAAAUUCAUGGGAAAGAUCCAAGAGAUGAAGAAAUUAAGAAACUUGUGAUUCCAAUGACAAAUGAUCAGAAAACUAGACCAAUUUCUAAAUUAAUAGAAUCCAGAAGAAUAAAGAAGGAAAAUGGUAAUGGAAAUGCCGAAACACCGAUGGAAAUUGAUGAGACUCUAGAUCAAAAAGCAGCUAGAGAAAUAUUAGAAGAUCUCAAGAAUACAACUAUUAAAACAGAAAAUAGAGAUUUUGAAGUUCCUUUACAUCCAGACGAGCUUCCUUUAAAUGGUGCUGCAGAAUCGUCACUUGAUGACUAUGAGAGAAUUCAGAUUGCUGAUUUUGGAAAGGCAAUGUUGAGAGGAAUGGGAUGGAAGGAUGAACAAGAGAAAAAUGAUCCUCAAAAGUUUGAUGUACCAAUGGUUCGACCAAAAGGUUUAGGACUUGGUGCUGAUAAAGCGAUUAAGAAGCAAAAAUUGCUCAUCCAGCCUGCACCAAAUGAAGUUUUGGAGAUUAAGAAGCGUGCUUUUAUUAAAAUAUUAGCAGGAAAACACAAAAAUAUGUACGGAACUAUUGAAGGUUUUGAUGAUGGUGGCGGACGACUAAUCAUUAAGCUAGCGAUAGGGGGAUUGAAAGUAUUGAUGAACGAAUUUAUGGUUCAGCCAAUUCCAAAGCAAGAAUUUGCGAAAUACUCGAAAAUAUUGAAUUCGGAAAAGUAUGAAGAGUUUAAGAAUGACGAGAAUAAAAUAUCAAGUGCUGCAGAUAAACCGGUAAAAGUAGAAAGAAGAAGUCGCUCAAUAUCUCCAUCAACAUCACGAGCAAGAGAUGACAACAAAGCAUCUAAAAGCAGAGACGAACAAAUAGUUUCAAGAGGACGAGGAGAUGAAAAUAGACGAAAUAAAUCACAAGAGCGUGAACGUUCAAAAGAGCGCAGUAGAAUAAGAAGUAGAGAAAGAGCAUCAAAUUAUUAUAAGAAGGAUAAACGACAUCAUUCUUCAGACUCGGAAGAUGAUAAGACAUACAAUAGAAAGUACAAUGAAAGACAACGAAGUCGAUCACACGACAAGCACAAAAGAAGACAUUCAUCUUCUGCCUCAAGUAGUGAGAGACAUAGAUCAAGAAAAAAGUCUAGCAAAAAAUCGAGUAAAAGUAAAAGCAAGGUACCAGAACGGUACAACUCAUCAGACGAUGAGCGACAUCAUAAGAGAAAAUACAAGAGGAGUAAGCAUCAUCGUGAUAGGUCUUAAAACUUAUAAAUUACUUUAUUACCUUUAAAUUAAUUACAAUAAAAACUUUAAUUUUUGUAUU
Chironomus riparius is the source of this 1538-nucleotide messenger RNA. Lineage: Eukaryota; Metazoa; Arthropoda; Insecta; Diptera; Chironomidae. The record is from the annotation of a GenBank genome assembly.